This is a messenger RNA of Bipolaris oryzae ATCC 44560, 375 nucleotides long. RefSeq lists its product as uncharacterized. NCBI's taxonomy places the organism in Eukaryota, Fungi, Ascomycota, Dothideomycetes, Pleosporales, Pleosporaceae. The record is from RefSeq and is a predicted model, not a curated record. The coding region runs from base 1 to 375 and encodes 124 amino acids. The transcript has a single exon.
AUGAAAGAUGAUGAGAGUAGAGAGCUACAGGAAAUUUUCAGUAUAUCAGGGGCAUGUUACAACUGCAUAGUCAUUAUUCCAACAACCUCACGGUUUACCACCUUUGCCAAAUCGGGCGGACCUCGCACUAACGCUCAGGUCUUGGCGGAUGAAACGCUCAAGCCGCAAGCAAUGGCUUAUGUAAGCGACGCACGGUCUACGACAGUCUGCCAAGCCAACGCGCAACCCCCAGCCACCAGCCCUCGACUUCAUCACCAACGUUCAUCAACGGGUUCCCCCCAUCGCACCUAUACAGCACCUAUACACAUACUCAACAAACCGAAUAUCCCUCCAUUUCUGCUCUCACUUGUUGCGCGUAUCAAGUGUUCGACUUAG